Molecule: messenger RNA, 3116 nt
Organism: Oncorhynchus tshawytscha (Chinook salmon)
Lineage: Eukaryota; Metazoa; Chordata; Actinopteri; Salmoniformes; Salmonidae
Gene: nap1l1
Product: nucleosome assembly protein 1-like 1
Exons: 15
Coding region: 150-1340 (396 amino acids)
Biological process (GO): nucleosome assembly
Cellular component (GO): chromatin; nucleus
Molecular function (GO): histone binding; chromatin binding
Source: RefSeq, a predicted model, not a curated record
GACGCAAGAUGUAUAUGAGCGCAAGCGGCGGGAUGGUUCUCUCUUUUACCGCCAUAAGAGCGGAGUCUUUUGCUUUGGGACCGCUUCACUGCGUAGAUCCACCUAGUCAAGCCGCCAGCUAAAGCAGCAUCACUCGAGACUUGGCUAAGAUGGCAGACAUGGACAAUAAGGACCAGGCUGAGCUGGACCCGGCAGAUUUGGAGGACGUGGAGGACGUGGAAGAGGAGGAGACUGGAGAGGAUGUCAACAGCAAAGUGCCUGGCUUUGUCCGUCUCCCCUCAGCUCGUCAGCUCACCGUGCAGAUGAUGCAAAACCCACAGAUUCUGGCUGCGUUGCAGGAGAGGCUGGACGGCCUGGUGGGCUCGCCGUCAGGAUACAUGGAGAGCUUACCAAAGGUAGUGAAGAGACGGGUCAACGCCCUAAAGAACCUACAAGUGAAAUGCGCCCACAUUGAGGCCAAGUUCUACGAAGAGGUCCAUGAACUGGAGAGAAAGUAUGCCGCCCUCUACCAACCCCUCUUCGACAAGCGAAGUGACAUAGUUAAAGCAGCCUAUGAGCCCACAGAGGAGGAGUGUGAGUGGAAGGCUGAUGAGGAGGAAGAGUUGACAGUAAGUAAGCAGGAGGAGAUGAAGGAGAAGGCCAAGGUGGAAGAGGAGAAGAAGGAUGAGGAGAAGGAGGACCCCAAAGGCGUUCCCGAGUUCUGGCUAACGGUUUUCAAGAACGUUGACUUGCUUAGCGACAUGGUGCAGGAACAUGAUGAACCCAUCCUCAAGCAAUUACAAGAUGUCAAAGUCAAAUUCUCGGACCCUGGCCAGCCCAUGAGCUUUUCUUUAGAAUUCAACUUUGAGCCCAAUGAGUUCUUCACAAACACUUUGUUGACAAAAACCUACAAGAUGAGGUCUGAGCCUGAUGAGAACGACCCCUUCUCCUUCGAUGGGCCUGAGAUCAUGGGCUGCACAGGUUGUACGAUCGACUGGACGAAGGGCAAGAACAUCACCCUGAAGACGAUCAAGAAGAAGCAGAAGCACAAGGGGCGUGGCACAGUCAGGACGGUCACCAAGACAGUCCCCAACGACUCUUUCUUCAACUUCUUCACCCCGCCUGAUGUCCCUGAAAGUGGAGAUAUGGACGAGGACACUGAGGCUGUCCUCGCCGCUGACUUUGAGAUCGGCCACUUCAUCCGCGAGCGUAUCGUCCCCAGGGCUGUGCUGUAUUUCACGGGGGAGGCCAUCGAGGAUGACGAUGAUGAUUACGAUGAGGAGGGAGAGGAGGCUGAUGACGAGGAGGGUGAGGAGGAGGGAGAGGAGGAGAAUGACCCUGACUAUGACCCCAAGGUUUAAGUGAUGUCUGUAGAAAAUAACCCUCUCCUGAAGGACGCAAAUCCCCCAGCCGAGUGCAAGCAGCAGUGAAGGCUGUGGCUUUGAGGAUCAACUGCACUGUAACAGCUUCUCAAAUAAAACACUUACUUACGCCUUAUAAUGUUUUGUAUUUUUCUUGGUAGAAAUAAAAAAUAAAGGGUUUCAAGAUUUUUGUUACAAAACCUCCUAAUAUAAUGUGAGCAGUGGCUCGAUAUGCAUAGUAUUUUACUAGACCCCCCCCUGUACAAAUAGUUAGAAUGCCACAAACUCCCUGAAAGCAUGAUCUUGUUUCUCUCACUGCUAAACUAGUUUGGGUUCUUGUGAAGUUUUUGUUGUAUUGCUCUUGGACAACAGCUGUGGUUAGACUGCAUUGAGGCAGGUGAUGAGAAAGUCAACCUAUUCCUUUUCCCUCGCGCUACCAAAGUUACCGGUCAGUUCAGGUUGUGAGUUGGAAUUCUUUGUCAUUGUAUUAGUGGGCCUCGAGCACGGUCAGAGCAAAACACUGCAUUUAGUCAUGGCUAAUGAAAAACUUUGAAUCGCUGUGCACAUUCGGUCAUUCAAGCAUGCCAUUUAGAGCAGGGAAAGUGGUUAUUGGCCACUUGUUUGGGCUGAAUCAAGUUGUCAAUCUAAAACAUUCCAGUUUGCAGACUGACAGGCAUUGGAUGUUUUGAAUGCUCUCUUGGGAUGAAUAUUACCUCGACUACAUGGUCUGAUUUGUUAAAGAAACAGAACCAUGUGUUAGCUGCUAAAUUUAAUGAGCCGAGUCUGCAACUUAUUGGUUUCUAUAAAAUACUUACUGUUCUUUCUGAAUUUUAAUUUGCGUUAAGGGAAUGUUUUUCCUCCAACACGCAGCUUGGUCUUGUCCAGUCACUCCUUAACAUUCCAGAUUUGACGAGGGACAGUUCCAAGGUUUCGCCAGCAGGGGGCACCCCAUGCCCAAUCUGCUUCAGGCUCUUGUUAGGCCUACAGUUUACUUGUCUUUUUCUAUAGCACUUUGUACUACUUAGUCAUGUAUCAGUGGUGUCCUCUAUGGUUGGCUGUCGGUCCAGUAGCCCUUGUGCAAAUCGAAGUGAGCAGUACUUUGGAGGUGGCCGUGUCAUACAGCGCCCUGACGAUGCCCUAUGGGCUUUCUCCUGCGCCAUGAAACAUUUCCCUGUAAUACAUGAUCCUCCCAAGUGCAUUACUCUUUAAUUUGGGAAUCCCACUUGACUUGUGUACUCUGAUAGCAAUAGGUUCGCAACGGGUUCCCUUCGGAGGAAGAAAACGACCAAAUUCAGGCUUAUGUUGGCAUGUGGUUGUGGCUUUUGAGCCUUGUAACUCUCGAGGUUAAGCUCGUGCCGGUCUGGUCCCUGAGCAUACGGCUAAUUUAUCACUGUGAAGGAAAGGUGGCAAUGAGUUCUGGUAGAAGUCCUGUCUGACUGCCCUCUGUAGCCAACCCCACCCAGCAGGUCACACUGAAGCAUGUAAGAGCAAUACUUAGGGAAUGGAAAUAAAAGGAAGUAGCUUAAGCCCACCCACCUUGUCCUUUAGUGGAAACAGUCAUGUCGGUGUAUGUUGGGUGGUGGCGCCCUCGCUGCUGCCUCUAGUGGAGCUCUAGGGAGUACUGCUGCAGUCAGUAGGAGAUUACGUCUGGACUGUUCUAGGGAUGACUGGAUUCUGACUCCUUGAGCAGCUGUUGUCAAAGCUAAAUGCUAUGCUACAAAUACUAAAUGUACUCAAUAACUGUAUGUAUAUUCAUGAAUAAAUUGGUUAAACGUG